UGAUCGUGUUACACUUUAUUUGGUUCGGGUAUCACAUCAGUGAACAGAAACUAAUUUUCUAUCUUUAGAAGAUAUUAAAAUAUACAAAUUUGAUUUGCUUUGUAAACAAUAUCUGCACGGUAUUGCAACGUGGAACACUAGCCAGACUUUACCGUACUGCUAAAGUAGGGUUCAAAGUUACUGGAAAGAAGCUGGAAAACAAUGAGAAAACGCUGAUAAGGGUCCAGCAUGUCAGGAGCUCCCCCUCCACCCCCUCUCCCUCCACCCCUAUCACUGACUCCCUCAGUGUCCAGCAAGAAGAAGCUUUACCAGGCUAUAGCUGGAGGAAAGAGUCCUGUGGAGGGAGAUCAUGAAGAGGCCAGGAUUAUUAUAGCACAGAGAGAAAACAGCUUUAGGAAGGAUGUACAGUGGUUGCUGUUCAACAAGUAUGUGCCUUCACUUAUUCAAGAUGGUCCACAAUGUGGCCUUGUGGCCUUAUGGAUGGCCGGUCAUUUACUGCAGCCUCCUAAGAUCAUACCCAUAGAGAUGGUGGUCCAGGUUGCAAAGGACAAAGGCUACACUGCACAGGGGGAAAUGUUUUCUGCCAGUGACAUGGCCAAGCUGGCAGAGGAAGUAUGCGGAUGCAGAGUUCAGAUAUUAUCAGGAGGCAUGAUGGGAGAUAACUCUGCUGUUAUUCUGAAACAUCUCUCCAAUGGGCAGCCUAUUCUCGUACCAUAUGAUGAAGAUUUUAAUCAUGAGCCUUGUCUGCGCAAUGGCCACAAAGCCCAUUGGGCAGUUAUCUCGGGUAUAAUACUGGGCCUUAGGCAGGGGUGUAUGGACAGCAAACUGUUCCCCCCUGACAUCACACUUCCCUGGCUUCAUCUGUCACAGAAUGGUUCAUGUGUUUCUUGGCCGAUUGAUGGCAUUGAAGACGUGUAUGUUCUGGCCAAACAGGGGAAGAGUCUACGUUACCAGCUGUGGAAGUAUGAGACAGUAGCACAGAGCAAUGCCCAGCUCAAAGAGAUGGACCCACAGAGGGCCAGCGAUGGGACACAUUAUGUGCUUCCUUCUGGUGGGGUACAGGAAGGUCUCGCAGGUCAAGUGGUGCUGCUUCAUACUCAAACACUCAUGACAUGAUCAUGAAAAAGACCAUAGACUUAAAUCAUGUAUUUCAGUCUUCAUCCACUAGAUGUCCUCAUAGGUAUUAUUUUAGUUUGUAAAGCACAAGUGAAUGCAGAGAGCCCAGUGGAAAUGUGAAGCGAUAAAGUUACUUUUUAGAUAAGUGUAUUUAUUGUGUAUUAUGAUUUAGCUGUCACAUAAUCUGCAAUCUUGCCUUAUUGACAAAGGCAGGUCUGAACUUUAUAGCCAUAGAGUAACUAGUUAAAGUUUUUAAUAUAGGAGUCAAACCAGGUAACAUAAUACAUUUUUAUGGUUACAAACUUUUAAAACCGAGCCUUAUAUGCAGAAGUUGCUUUAAAAUGAUUUAUUUUGCACAUUGCAGAUGCAUUUCAAAAAAUAAAAUAAGUUCCCAUGACAGAUCUGCUUCUGUUUCAUGUUCGUGAUGUUCUGCUAUCCCACAAAGUGUUAAUGUAACAUUUUAACUCUGACCGCUUAUUUUGUCACUGACUGAUGUAAAACUGCACGUCAACAUACGGCUCAGAGCAAACGAAAUGGUAUUGCUCAACAUGAUUUCCUGAACCACAAAGAUGUCGUUUAGUGAUGUUCAUGAGUAAGAGGACAAAAUGUUUAGCUUUUAUGAUGUAAUCCCAGUUUCAGAACUAUUCUAGAUAAAUGACAUGUUAAGAAAGAGCUUAACUCAACAGGAAAUUACACCAGAAGAAACAUCAUUCAGCAGAAAUAGAAGUGGGUUAGUGGCCUAAAAUCUUGUUGUAUUUCAGAUAUUGUAACUUUUUUCUAAUUCUCAAGAUUAUAAUAUCUUAAAGGGGCCAUCACACAAGACUUUUUUAAGAUGUCAAAUGAAUCUUUGGUGUCCCC
Messenger RNA from Misgurnus anguillicaudatus (oriental weatherfish), 1974 nucleotides. Lineage: Eukaryota; Metazoa; Chordata; Actinopteri; Cypriniformes; Cobitidae. The record is from RefSeq and is a predicted model, not a curated record.